Molecule: messenger RNA, 1144 nt
Organism: Coregonus sp. 'balchen'
Lineage: Eukaryota; Metazoa; Chordata; Actinopteri; Salmoniformes; Salmonidae
Source: the annotation of a GenBank genome assembly
UGAAACAGUAUAUAAUGAUGUUCCUUCCCAGUACCCUCCUUCAGUUCUCCACCUGCCACCACCGAGGAUUCCUCGCCUCUUCUUCUGUACAGUACUAUCCUUCAGCUAAACUACAUCAUACCGGUGAGAUUUAUUUCACAAUAAGUUACCACAUGGCUGGAAAUCCUGUUUGUAGGUCAAGUAAUAACUGUAGAAACUGUUUUGACAAUGAAGGAAUUUUUCACGAGUCAGGUUUUAUCAUGGUUUCAUGACAAAUAUGCAUGAAUUUUCCAUGGGUUUGACAUUUUGCUUGGGCUACUGGUAGCUUUUCUUGCAUGGUUUUGACAGUGUAGAGAACUGACAAUACGGUAAUAGUACCACAAUUGUAGGAACCAUUUAGGAACAAAACAGCUAAGAGCCAUUGUUUAGGUUGUACUUAAUGAUGACCUGUGCCAUGUUAUCUUCCAUAGAGAGACCAUGUCUACUGUAACUAGACAACCAGGGAGCUACCAACCAUCAGACUUCCAGACUGGCCUCUGCGACGUCUUCAGUGACUGUGGGACAUGUAAGCGGACAGAAAUUCCUAUUUAACUAAGAGUGGCUGCAUAUCUUUUGUACAUCCAGUGUUUUUCUUCAUUUCAUGCAUGACUGAGGUAGCAAAAUGUAAUUUUUUUCAUUGCUUUCUCCUUCUCUCCUGAACUGAGAGGUAGUAACAGUAUAAUGUACUUCUACUGUACUCUCUCUCUCUCUCUCUCUCUCUCUUUCUCCCUCUCAGGUUGUUAUGGUUGGUGGUGCUUCCCGUGUCUGGGCUGUUCUAUCGCCAGUGAUAUGGAUGAGUGUUGUCUGUGCGGGCCGUCCGUGGCCAUGCGCACCAUGUACCGUACUAGAUACAACAUCAAGGUGAGUUUCUUUCAUAUACUGUAACAAUAUAGUUAUAUGAUGCUUUAUUACUCUUAUUCGGUCACAUGAAACAUUCUAACCAGAGGGACAGGCUCAGAUGUAUGAGGUUCUCCUUGCCUCUCUGCAGGACUAACUGUCUUGUUUGGUUUGGUGUCCAGGGCUCCCUGUGUGGGGACUUCUGUUCUAUCUUGUGGUGUAGGGUCUGCUCUACCUGUCAGCUGAAGAGAGAUAUAGAUCUACGGAAGGAGCAGGGGAUCUUCUGAAC